UUGCAGCACACAGCAGGAAAAGCACGAGGCGCUCAUGCUAUAAAGAUAAUCGGAUGGGGUGCCGAAAACGACGUGCCUUACUGGCUCAUUGCUAACUCAUUUAACGAUGACUGGGGAGAGAAAGGUUACUUCCGCAUGAUUCGGGGAAUCAACGAGUGUGGAAUUGAACAAGAAGUAGCCGCCGGGCAUGUCCAAUUGUGA
Molecule: messenger RNA, 201 nt
Organism: Haemonchus placei
Lineage: Eukaryota; Metazoa; Nematoda; Chromadorea; Rhabditida; Trichostrongylidae
Source: the annotation of a GenBank genome assembly